This is a messenger RNA of Nicotiana attenuata, 2105 nucleotides long. Its product is annotated as lysophospholipid acyltransferase LPEAT2. Gene Ontology annotation, biological process: phospholipid metabolic process. Gene Ontology annotation, molecular function: calcium ion binding; lysophosphatidylethanolamine acyltransferase activity. The record is from RefSeq and is a predicted model, not a curated record. Lineage: Eukaryota; Viridiplantae; Streptophyta; Magnoliopsida; Solanales; Solanaceae. The transcript has 14 exons. Bases 110 to 1753 code for a protein of 547 amino acids.
UAUUUUGUCGGAGAGAGUGUUUUCCCCUCUCGCCUUUUCACUCUCCAUUUCUCUUCUCUUUCUCUCUCUGUACGCUCCGCUUCCGGCCACCGGCAAUCGUUUCCCGGCAAUGUCGGACCACACUGUAUCCGCUCCUCUUUUACCUACCUCCACCCACCUCUCAGACUCCGAUCACGAUCAGGCCCCUGAGCCGCACGUGAUCGUUACUGUUGACGACGACGAUGGGGUCCACCAGCUACCCAACGGCGAUGAUCAUCAAUUGGUUACUCAUAUUUCGGAGGUGGAUGAUAACCCAUAUGCGUUUCUUGGAGCGAAACGGUUCGACAUGCCUGGAUCCACCACCGUUGACCCGUUCAGGAACAAUACACCUAGAAUCGAAGGGGUCUAUGAAUGGUUCAAGAUUGUCGUGUGUUUGCCUCUUGCUUUGGUGAGGUUGUUGCUUUUUGGGUUGUCUUUGAUGGUCGGUUACGUGGCGACACGUCUUGCUUUGUACGGGUGGAAAGAUAAGCACAAUCCUAUGCCUAAAUGGAGGUCCAGAUUGAUGUGUGUUACCCGGUUUAGUGCCAGAACCAUCCUCUUCUCUUUCGGGUACCAAUGGAUAAGACGAAAAGGAAAACCUGCGCCAAGGGAGAUAGCUCCGGUUGUUGUAUCUAAUCAUGUCUCGUACAUAGACCCUAUCUUCUAUUUCUAUGAGUUAUUUCCUACCAUUGUUGCUUCCGAGUCCCAUGAUUCCAUGCCUUUCGUCGGAACUAUUAUCAGAGCUAUGCAGGUGAUAUAUGUUAAUAGAUUCUCUCCCACUUCAAGGAAGCAUGCUGUUAGUGAAAUAAAGAGAAAGGCUUCUUGCAAUCAAUUUCCCCGAGUGCUUUUAUUUCCUGAAGGGACUACAACAAAUGGAAGAGCUAUUAUUUCCUUCCAACUUGGUGCAUUUAUCCCAGGCUAUCCUAUCCAGCCUGUUAUUGUGCGCUAUCCCCACGUUCACUUUGAUCAAUCAUGGGGGAAUGUUUCCCUGGGAAUGCUGAUGUUUAGAAUGUUCACACAGUUCCACAAUUUCAUGGAGGUUGAGUACCUUCCUGUUGUUUCACCUCAUGAGAAUCAGAAAGAAAAUGCUGUACGGUUUGCUCAAAGGACUGGCCAUGCUGUUUCAACUGCCCUUAACGUUGUACAAACAUCUCAUUCUUAUGGCGACGUACUGCUUCUUGCUAAGGCAUUGGAGUGCAAUCAGGAAAAUCCCUCGCUCUAUUUGGUUGAGAUGGCAGCGGUUGAAGCGGCAUUUCAUUUGAGCUCUUUGGAGGCUGUAGAGUUUCUGGAUGUUUUCCUUUCAAUGAACCCAGACUCCAAGGGACAGGUCGAGAUUCAUGACUUCCUCAGGGUUUUAAGACUGAAACCCUGUACUCUUUCUGAAAAGAUAUUUGGCUUCAUUGAUAUGCAGAAGAGCUGUAAAGUAACAUUCAAGCAGUUUUUGGUUGGUUCAGCUCAUAUCUUGAAGCAGCCAUUGUUUCAUCAAGCCUGUGAAUCAGCUUUUACUGCGUGUGAUGACGGUGGGAAGAACUACAUUUUGGAGCAAGAGUUUGGGUGUUCUCUUAUGCUAUCGCUUCCUGGUUUGAGUAACAAUGAGAUCCAUGGACUCUUCACCUUGUUUGAUACAGAUCACGACGGGAAGAUCAGCAAGGCCGAUUUAAUCGCCUGUUUAAGAAGAUAUCCUUUGUUGAUUGCCCUUUUCUCACCUUGUGUAUUGCAACAAACUUGCCCAUAGCUGGUCUAUAGUAUGGAGAAGUGAACUAAGUUGAUGGACAUUUAAUGGUGGAGAAUCCUUUUUUGGACUUCUACCAGUGUUGUGAACUACUAAUAUAUCUCAGAAAUUUUGUUGCUUAGAUUAGUGUAUUUAUCCUUACAAACAUGGCUUGGGUGUUAAUAUGCCAUUUGAAUGGUAAAGCUCUUAGGCCUAGAGUUCUAGUGCCUUGGCUUGUUUUUGGUUCUAUUUCUCAAUAGUGGUGAAAGUAAAAUCUAGGUUCUGUGACUUCUAUUCAUUUGUAAACUAUACUCAAAAUGCAAUGGAACUGUGUACUUUUAUUUACUUCUAUUAAAAUUUCUCGCCCUUUGCCUUA